AUGGAAAUAUCUCGUGAAAUAUAUUUUAUUCUAUGCGGAAUUGCAUUUACAAUAUUUUUUGAUUUAUAUAUAAGUUCAUCAAGUUAUGUACUUAUUUUAUGCGCAUGUAUUCGUAUUCUUUCAAUAUGUAUAGCAUUUUUUUAUCGAAUUAUUUAUGAUAAUUAUGAUAAUAAUGAUACAAAGAAAACAUUUUGGAAUCCAUUUAAAAAUAUAUUUGUUGUUAUAGCAGCUAUUCAACAAGCAUUUGUUUUGUAUUAUAUUAAAUUUUCAUUGAAUAUUUGGAUAAUAUUAUAUAUAAUUGUACAAGUAUCUAUGCCACUCUUCGCUUAUUUAUGGAUUCGUCGUAUAGAAAGACAAAAUCUCAGUUUCUUACAAUAUGCUUGGUUUGAAAUAUUUGAUUCAAAAACUAAUCAAGCUGAAGUUUUUGUUCCAUUAUAUACGGGAAGACUUUUAUCAAGUGUGGCAUUUAAAGAAGCAUGGGAACAAUUUAGAUAUAAUUUAAUAAUGUUUGUUGUUGUAAAUUUUGCUGGUGGUUUUCUUGGUGGAUUUCGUCAGGGAGUUUUUGCAGUAUGUAUAUCACGUCUUAGUAUACGUAUACGAACACAAUUAUUUGGAGCAUAUUUACGACAAGAAAUUGGAUUUUUUGAUACAAAUGAAAGUGGAAAAUUACUUUCACGUCUUAAUCAUGAUACACAAGUAAUGAGUUCAACAGUUGCAAAUAAUAUAUCUCAAUGUAUUGGUGCAUUAGUUAGAUUUAUUGGUACAGUCGUAAUGAUGAUUAAAUUAAGUUUUCAUUUAACAAUAGCUUGUAUUAUUGGUGCACCACUUAUAUUAGUUGUUGCAAAAAUAUGUGGAAAUAUGCAUCGACGUAUAUCAGAAAAAGUUCAAGAUUUAUCCGCUGAAGCAUCGGAAAUAGCUGAUGAAACAAUUCAAACAAUCCGAACAGUUCGAAGUUUUGGAAAUGAAGCCGAAGAAUUAAAGAGAUUUGAAAAUACUCUUCAACAAUCAUAUAAAAUCUCACUUAUACAAGCAACUCUAACUGCAGCACAAAGAUGGUUCGUCGAUUUAGCUCAAUUAUGUAUGAGUAUUAUUAUGCUUUCAUAUGGCGCUAAACUCGUCCGUGAUAAUUAUGUAACUGGACCUGAUCUUCUCGCAUUUAUUAUUUAUCAAUUAACUCUUGGUGGAAUAUUAAGUGAUAUUUCUCAAAUAUAUACAUCACUUAUGUCUGCAGCUGGUGCAAGUCAAUCUGUGUUUGAUUAUUUAGAUCGGGAACCAAUACAAAAAGUAAAUGGAAAGUUACAACCCGAUAAAUUACAAGGUGAUAUUGAAUUUAAUAAUGUUUCACUCGUGUAUCCCGCGAGAUCAGAUGAAAUUGCUCUUCAAAAUGUAUCAUUUAAAAUCAAAGCAGGUCAAACAUGUGCUUUUGUUGGACCAUCUGGUUCUGGAAAAUCAACAUGUAUUAAUUUACUCGAACGUUUUUAUGAUCCAACUGAAGGAAAAAUUCUAAUUGAUGGGAGAGAAAUUCAAGAAUAUGAUCAUAAAUAUUUACAUGAAAAAUUAGCUAUGGUUGGACAAGAACCAAUUUUAUUUAAUCGAUCUAUUAAAGAAAAUAUUAAUUAUGCAUUGAAAAAUGCGAAUGAAAAAGAUAUUAUUCAAGCAGCUCAAGAAGCGAAUGCACAUGAAUUUAUAACUGAAUUAACAAAUGAUUAUGAUACAAAAUGCGGACAACGUGGUGGACAUUUAUCAGGUGGUCAAAAACAACGUGUAUGUAUUGCUCGUGCUAUUAUUCGAAAACCAAGAAUACUUCUUUUGGAUGAAGCAACUUCUGCAUUAGAUCCAGUUAAUGAACGUUUGAUUCAAGAUGCAUUAUUUUAUAAUAAUGAAAAACAAGAACAACGAACUGUUCUUAUAUCUGCUCAUAGAUUAAGUACAAUUGAACGAUGUGAUAGAAUAUUUGUGAUACAUAAAGGUCAUUUAAUCGAACAAGGUACACAUGAUGAAUUGAUGACAAUUGAAAAUGGAAUCUAUCAAGAACUUGUUCGACGACAAAGAAUGAACAUUGAUGAUAAUUAA
This is a messenger RNA of Adineta steineri, 2073 nucleotides long. Lineage: Eukaryota; Metazoa; Rotifera; Eurotatoria; Adinetida; Adinetidae. The record is from the annotation of a GenBank genome assembly.